This is a messenger RNA of Camellia sinensis, 1031 nucleotides long. NCBI's taxonomy places the organism in Eukaryota, Viridiplantae, Streptophyta, Magnoliopsida, Ericales, Theaceae. The record is from RefSeq and is a predicted model, not a curated record.
AUGUUGAAGUUACCUACCUAUGUAGAUGUGUUGGAGAGGGCCGUCAUAACGGAAGGGAACAUUGCUGCCCAAAACCGUAUUUCUGAAUGGAAAGGGAAAAGACAAAACAGUCAAUGGUUUAAGGGGUCAACUACUCCACCAAACAAGAAACAAAACUCAGGGACUGCAACGGCUUCUACCCCUAGUCAGGGUUCAAUCCUCGUAUGUUCGGAGUGUGGAAAGAGGCAUCGUGGAACAUGCUAUCGGGGGUCUAGAGCCUGUUUCCAUUGUGGAAAAAUGGGCCACGUGAUAAGGGAUUGUCCUCAAAGGAAACAACAACAAAAUGGCAACAGGGCUGCUACCAGUUCAGCGAGGUUUACACCAACUACCAACAACAAGGUACCGGUCAAACCGACAAACAAUAAGGACACCGCGAGACAAAGCAGAGUGUUCACAUUAGUUCCGGGAGAUGUGCAAAAUGCGGCAACGGUAGUGUCAUGUACAUUUAUGGUUCACGGUCAUUCUGCUUGUGUAUUGUUUCAUUCUGGCUCUACCCAUUCUUUUGUGUCAAAACUAUUUGCUCCUAAUUUAGAUAAACUUGAAGAAGUCUUAUCUUAUAUGUUAUAUGUGUCCUCACCUUUGGGGGAUUCCAUGAUUUGUACUUCCAUAUAUACUGCUUGUGAACUUCACCUUGGGGAUAUUCAGGUAUACGUUAACCUGUUACCUCUCGACAUGACGUAUUUCGAUAUUGUUCUGGGAAUGGAUUGGUUGGGUGAAUAUGGUGCAACUAUAGAUUGUCUGACUAAGCAAAUUAGUUUCCACCCUUCGGGUCAAUCAGGGUCUAUGUUUCAGGGACAAGAAGUGACUUCUCUACCUUAUUUGAUCUCGGCAGUGAAGGCUUCUUUUAUGGAUUUGAUGAACCGCGUCUUUAAGCCUUUUUUGGAUGAAUUUGUGGUGGUUUUUAUUGAUGAUAUCCUCAUUUAUUCAAAGACUGCGGAAGCUUACGAGAAUCAUCUUCGCUUGAUCCUUCAAACCCUCCGGGAAAAGAAACU